AUGUUAACCAAGAAGGCAAAGCUUCAUGAAACAGAAGUCAUUGCACCCGUAGAGCAGUGCUGCACCAUAAUAGGCACCAAGCUGCAACCAAAGUUGACGGAUCCCGGGAGCUUUACCAUCCCUUGUUUUAUAAAAGACAUCUUCAUGGACCGAGUCUUGUGUGAUCUUGGUGCAAGCAUCAACUUCAUGCCAUUAUCUAUCGUUAUGUACCUUUGGCUCAAGGGGAUGACAGCUUCUACAAUGAAUUUACAAUUGGCCAAUAAAUCAUUGACAUAUCCAGAAUGGGAGAUCAAGGAUGUUGUGGUUAGGGUUCACAAAUUUUCCUUUCCAAUAGACUUUAUCAUUCUUAACUGUGAGGUAGAUAAAGUUGUUUCUAUUGUCUUAGGAAGACCUUUCCUAGCUACUAGUCACACUAUCAUUGAUGUGUCAAAGGGUGGAAUUACCAUGAGAAUAAGUGAUAAACAUAUAACUUUUAGUGUCCUGGAUAACAGCUCUCACAAGGCGAUAGAGAAGUGUCAUACCAUUAGAGUGGUCAAGGAAAUCCUUUGCGGUGACAUCUCAAUUAAGGAUGACAAAAAGAUGUGGGCGUCCGAAAUAGGAAAGCAGAUGCAAGAUCUGGAUAUUCUCAUUGUUGAGUAA
This is a messenger RNA of Hibiscus syriacus, 639 nucleotides long. RefSeq lists its product as uncharacterized. Bases 1 to 639 code for a protein of 212 amino acids. NCBI's taxonomy places the organism in Eukaryota, Viridiplantae, Streptophyta, Magnoliopsida, Malvales, Malvaceae. The record is from RefSeq and is a predicted model, not a curated record. The transcript has a single exon.